GAGCACAGAGAGAGCGAGUGGUGUCAGCACAGCGGCGGCUCCGGCACAGGGAAGAAUCAAUUGGAAUACGCGUUGGGCUGUGUUAUACCUUUUCGGCUUUCGGGAAUACUUUCAUUUUCCUCUCAGAAGAUAUGAGACGAGUUGUACGGCAGAGCAAAUUCCGUCACGUCUUUGGCCAGGCGGUGAAGAAUGACCAAUGCUACGAUGAUAUCCGGGUUUCAAGGGUCACAUGGGACAGCAGCUUCUGUGCAGUCAAUCCCAAAUUUGUUGCCCUAAUCAUUGAGGCCAGUGGUGGCGGAGCCUUCCUUGUUCUCCCUCUUCACAAGACGGGACGCAUUGACAAAUCCUACCCUACAGUGUGUGGUCACACAGGCCCGGUGUUAGACAUUGACUGGUGCCCCCACAAUGAUCAGGUCAUUGCCAGCGGCUCUGAGGACUGCACAGUGAUGGUGUGGCAGAUUCCUGAGAAUGGCCUCGUCACUUCCAUGUCUGAGCCAGUGGUGGUACUGGAGGGCCACUCCAAGCGCGUUGGCAUCAUCACAUGGCAUCCAACAGCACGCAAUGUCCUUCUUAGUGCAGGUUGUGACAACCAGAUCAUCAUCUGGAACGUGGGCACAGGUGAGGCCAUGAUCACCCUGGAGGACAUGCACCCCGAUGUCAUUUACAACGUGUGCUGGAACCGCAACGGUAGCCUCAUCUGCACCUCCUGCAAGGACAAGUCCAUCCGUGUCAUCGACCCUCGCAAGGAGACGAUUGUAGCUGAGAAGGAGAAGGCACAUGAGGGUGCUCGACCCAUGAGGGCCAUCUUCUUGUCUGAUGGCAACGUCCUCACCACAGGUUUCAGCCGCAUGAGUGAGAGACAGCUAGCCCUCUGGAACACGCAAAACAUGGAGGAGCCCAUGACCGUUAAUGAGAUGGACACCAGCAACGGAGUGCUCUUGCCAUUCUAUGACCCAGACACCAACGUUGUUUACCUCUGUGGGAAGGGUGACAGCAGCAUCCGUUACUUUGAAAUCACAGAUGAGGCUCCAUAUGUUCACUUCCUCAACACCUUUGCCUCCAAGGAGCCACAGAGGGGCAUGGGCUACAUGCCCAAGAGGGGCCUUGAUGUCAAUAAGUGCGAAAUUGCGAGGUUCUAUAAACUGCAUGAAAGGAAGUGUGAACCGAUUGUGAUGACUGUGCCUAGAAAGUCGGACCUGUUCCAGGACGACUUGUACCCGGACACAGCCGGACCAGAUCCUGCCCUGGAGGCUGAGGAGUGGUUUGAGGGCAAGAACGGAGACCCCAUACUCAUCUCCCUCAAGAACGGCUACGUCCCGGGCAAGAACCGUGAGUUCAAAGUGGUCAAAAAGAACAUUUUGGACAACAAAGUGACCAAGAAGACAGAGAACUCAAGCCCUGCCAACAAGUCUGCCUCCCCAACUCCAUCGAUUAAAUCUGAAGCCAAGCUGGAGGAGAUCUUGAAAGAAAUCAAAUCCCUCAAGGACCUGGUCAGCAGUCAGGAGAAGCGAAUCAUCAAACUUGAAGAGCAAAUGUCCAAAAUUGCCAUUUAAUGACCCUUUACCCAACCCGCUACAAUUCAGGACGUUCCAUUGGCUGGGGGUUGGGCGGGACCGGUCACUGCCUAUCUCAUUGACAGUGUUUCAUCUGAGUCCUGCCCAGCAAUGAUCCCUAGCAACAUUCCAGAUGAACUUUUUCUUAGCCAGCCCCCGACCCUCAGUUUAACACAGGUGGAAUAAGGACGUGUGGCAAAUUUAGCAGAAAACACUCUUGCUUUUUGGUGACAAAGGACUCUACUCCUUUUAUUCUGUGGCAGUCUUUUUUUAUUUUGUCUACUUGUAUAAAAAGGUCUUACAUAAUUCUUUUUGUUUUAGAAUAAUGACCAAGAAAACUCCAAUGUCAGCGGUUCCCAUUAACUGUUGUAUGCCCAAAUAUUUUUUUUUAAGUAGGUAUCAGUGUUUCAUACCCCAAAAUUAUAAUGUUGCCAAAAUUUAAUAUUUGUUUACAUCUCCUUAACAGUAUUUCUUUCUCUCUCUCUCUCGGGAAUAUUCAAAAUGCAAACAGGGAAGCUCAGUGCAGUAGACUGGUUAUACGAGGAGAAGAAUUUCAUCAAUAAUUUACUUUGAAAUUAAAAUGAUUUAAAUCCCUCUGAGAGCAAGAUUGAUAUUCCAAUCCCCUGUAAGGACAUAAAUUCUGAUUGAACUCUGAGACAUAUUUAGCUGCCACAGUCUACACCAAGCACUCAAGAUAAAUCAUAUAUGACAAAUUCUUGCUGUCUGUGUUGAAGCUGCACAAAUCAAUGCCUGCUUUCCUUUCAUUCCUGUUGCUUUCCAUCAUUCUGACUGUGGACACAAUAGUCCGUGUAAACUUGCAUUCCUUUCUAUCUUGCUUCAUUAACAUGCACCGUGUGGUUAUUGGGGAAAAGGACAAAUACAUUCCACACAUCUGACUGAUUGGCACUUCUUGGUGUGGGGAAAAAGAUCCUUCCUAAAACAUUCCUCUUUCUGUAAACACUCUACUGUAGUGACUCAGUUACACUGGUUGGUUGUCAUCGUGACGUUUUCCCGUGGAAAGACCAACUUUGUGGAUUUUUGACCUGCCUGCAGAAAAAAAACUUGUCUGUCAGCCCUGUUUUGUUUUUGUGAGAGGUUCAGUCACCAACCUCAGUGUUUAGUUUUCACGGGUUAGCUCAACAUACAAGUGUAGUCAAGUGUAGUGAGAUUAUUUUUUGUCACUGCUCCUUUGCAUUAUAUGCCAUCUGUAUUUUCUGUACAAACCAAACAGGAAUUGUUAUGAAAUGACACCAAGUAAUCACACAUUGACUUGACUAUUUAAAACCAUCUGGUGAUAAAACUGGAGAUUGCUACAGAAACUGUUUGUGGUCGACCUUUAAGGCCUAGAUUGUGUGUGAAAACGUGCCUCGUGUCUUUGGCCUUUUUGGUACCUGUCACUAUGGAUGUUCCUGCUUUGUUUCUUCUUGGGGGAGAGGUGGUGGUAUGAACUGGACUCACAGUAGAUCGUCCAAGACUUGCCUCUAACCUGGAUGAACUGAACAGUCCGCUGUCAAUUUUAGCCUGUUUCUUGUUCUAGCUGUGCUUAUAUCCCUCUUAGCACUUCCACUUGUUGGUUUUUUAAUGGUUAUUUCUCAGAUGCCCCCAUUCAGUGUAGUUAUUACAAAAAUAAUGAACCGUUGAAUUGUCUGAUCUGAGCUGUUUUUGCUAUGAUAAAAGCUCUAUUCUCUUUAUGUUGUAGAUUUGUUUCCCAGUGGGAAGCUGAGACGGGUAAUGGUUCAGUCUGUUAUUUGCCUUCAACAAUUGUUACCACUGUAAAGACCUGAAAGUGCCAUAGAGGUGACCAUGGAAGUGUUUGUAGGGGACUGUUGUGUGAGUAGAUUUGUGUAGUAAAUGGAAGAGUUGAUAGGUGCCCGGAUUUUAAACCACUUUGAGGUGCUAUACUUGGUGCAAACACUAUGUUCAAAGGACCCUGUUUCUAAAAUACUGCACGUGAGCCACCUGGAUGACAUCAUGAAGUCCUGCCAACCCAUCCCGCAAUACACCAGGCACCAUUACUGGUCAGGGGUUUGUUAGAGGCAUUGUGUCCCUGACAUUUUGACACUUUCCAUCUCGGUACGGGUAUUCAAAACACCAUAUUAAGAAAAAAAAAGAAAAAAAAAAAAAAAAGAUGUCAAACCGAAAAGCUGUUGACUGAACGCACAGCUUUCAGAGUCAUCGUGGCUUCAAGAUGCAACGUGAGCAGUGAGUCUUAGAACAUUAGUGAUGGGAAAUCUGCAGGAAUGUGCAUCUGACACAGAUUAUACUGCCCUAUCUUGUAUAUCAGACUGCCGCUCUAUGGAUUCUUUAUAGCACUGUUGGCACGAGAGCUAAGUUUUGAGGAGUAGUAGUGAAUAGCGAUCCAAAGGGACACUGUAGGCUGGAGAAAUGUGCAGUUGAAAGAUAGAUGUAUGUUUGUAAUUAAGGUUUAGAAAAAUGAGUGAACGCUGUGUAAAUAACAAGACCAUAUUUUCUGUAUUUUUUUUUUUUUUUUCUAUUUCAUUUUUGUUUUGUGGUUGUGCUGAAGAGGGUAUUUGGAAGGGAGGUGGGUUAUAAAUGUUUCCCCUUGUCUGUGUUCCCUGCACCUUGCCAUAAUGCAUCACGAGACAACGGAACCUCUGUUGUAUUGGAGGUCGUAUGAAUAUCAAGAAAGAAAAUAAGACAAAAACAAACCAGGAUGAAGCCUCAUGUGGAGGUCUGCGCAGCAUUUUCUGUUCAUUAUUCUUGCUUCAAGUAUCAAACAUUGAUUAUAAGAAAAAUUAAUAAAGAAUUUUUAAAAUGG
Messenger RNA from Toxotes jaculatrix (banded archerfish), 4332 nucleotides. RefSeq names its product coronin, actin binding protein, 1Ca (gene coro1ca). The transcript is spliced from 11 exons. Bases 132 to 1553 code for a protein of 473 amino acids. Gene Ontology annotation, biological process: neural crest cell migration; actin filament organization. The record is from RefSeq and is a predicted model, not a curated record. Gene Ontology annotation, molecular function: actin filament binding. Lineage: Eukaryota; Metazoa; Chordata; Actinopteri; Toxotidae.